Messenger RNA from Sebastes umbrosus (honeycomb rockfish), 2530 nucleotides. RefSeq names its product debranching RNA lariats 1 (gene dbr1). Gene Ontology annotation, molecular function: RNA lariat debranching enzyme activity. The record is from RefSeq and is a predicted model, not a curated record. Gene Ontology annotation, cellular component: nucleus. Bases 303 to 1979 code for a protein of 558 amino acids. The transcript has 9 exons. Gene Ontology annotation, biological process: mRNA splicing, via spliceosome. Lineage: Eukaryota; Metazoa; Chordata; Actinopteri; Perciformes; Sebastidae.
ACUAGUUUACUCAAACGGGUGACGUCCUGCGCAUGCGCAGUAAGCGGUAGCUGCAAGGUGGGAAAAUUCAUUUCUGUCUCCUCUCCUCAUACUUCAACAUAAACAUGAUUUACAGACACAGUUUACAACUUUACGGAGCAUAAAACUGGACCAACAUACUCUGGAGAAACGAUUAUUUCCAUAGGAGCAGGCCUGAGCAUCCUUGAGUGUGUGAAGGCUGACAGCCCCUAUCUGGGCACAGAAAACAAACCAGCCCUCACUGAUUUUCUCUGGGGAAUCAGCAGCUUACCUGUUUGUGCAACAUGAAGAUUGCGGUGGAAGGCUGUUGCCAUGGAGAGCUGGACAAGAUCUACGAGACAAUCGGCUAUCUGGAGAAGAAGGAAGGGAUAAAAGUGGACCUGCUGCUUUGCUGUGGAGACUUCCAAGCCGUGCGAAAUGAAGGAGACAUGAAGUGCAUGGCCGUACCAGCCAAGUACAGAACGAUGCAGACCUUUUACAAAUACUAUUCUGGAGAGAAGAAGGCUCCGGUCCUGACCAUCUUCAUUGGAGGGAACCAUGAGGCUUCCAACCACAUGCAGGAGCUGCCUUAUGGAGGCUGGGUGGCACCCAACAUUUAUUAUCUGGGUUAUGCUGGUGUUAUUCGCUACAAAGGGAUCAGAAUUGGUGGCGCAUCUGGAAUCUUCAAAUCACGUGACUACAGAAGGGGUCACCAUGAAUUCCCCCCAUACAAUCCUGAUACGCUCCGAAGUGUUUACCACAUUCGAAACAUUGAGGUAUUCAAAUUGAAACAGAUCCAGAUGCCCAUGGACAUUUUCAUGAGCCACGACUGGCCUCGUGGAAUCUACCACUAUGGAAGUACGGGGGAGUUGUUGAGAAAGAAGAAGUUUCUGCGUCAGGAAGUGGAGACCAACACUCUGGGAAGUCCUGCUGCUGAGGAGCUCCUCGCUCACCUCCAGCCCAACUACUGGUUCUCUGCACAUCUCCAUGUGAAAUUUGCUGCCGUUAUGCGGCAUCAGCCAAAAGCUAAUGCUGCCCCACGUGUGACCAAAUUCCUGUCCCUGGAUAAAUGUCUGCCCUACAGGGAAUUCUUACAGAUUGUGGAUGUUCCAGAGAGAGAGGGUUCAUCUGAGGGUCUGGAGUAUGACCCAGAGUGGCUUGCUAUUCUGAAGGCCACCAACAAUCUGCAAAGGACCACCCCUCACCCCUGGAACCCCCCAGAGAAUAAUGGCUUGCACGAACGGUGGGACUUCAGACCUUCAGAAGCAGCUAUGAUGAAGGUGAUGGAGGAUCUUGGCGGUGAACUCGCCAUUCCAGACAACUUCAGCCAGACUGUGCCACCCUAUGACCCCAACAAGCCCCAACCCCACACCCCGCCCAGCUGCAACACCAACCCUCAGACGACCGAGCUCUGCGCCACGUUAGGCCUCACAGACCUCUACGCCCAUGUUGGGGAGGGAGGUGUUGACUUAGGGAGAAUUCAAGGCAGUACUGGAGGUGAGGAGGAGGAUGAAGAUGAUAAUGCGGACGAACCCAGCGAGUACCCAACUGACACGUCGGGAUUCUCGAGUUCAUUUAAUCCCGACGAGAUCACAAUAGAGGAUGAGUGGGAGGAAGAGGAGGAGGUUGAGGGCAACUCAAAAGCAGUAGUAAAGGGAGAUAAGCUGCCUGAAGGUGAAGUCCGCACCCCCGGCCGUAUGUUCCUGCCCCCGCCCAAAUCUGACGCCUCACCCACUACUCUGUCCAACCUGAUGAACCUGCCACCUCCCGCCCACUCUACGCCAGCAGUAGAUUGCUCUCACUCAGCAGCAGAAAGGGAAGAACACUGUGAGGACGAUGAUGAAGAUGCCCGAGCUGCACGUAUCCUGAAACGUACCAGCGAUGAGACCGAGGCUCCUGGCAGUAAAAGCACAACUCCCAGAAUCAAACGCAGAAACCAGGUCAUCUAUACAGCAGUGGAGGAUGACGAGGGUGAGAAUUAGAGGUCAGGGUGAGAUAAGGCAAAAGGUGAGGACUCGUUUCAUACCAUUUGCCACAGAGUGUACAAUUCUCCUAAUUAGUUUUAUUGAUUUGUAAAACUUAGUAUUAAUUUAAGUAUUUACUGUCUGCUUUUUUAUACAGCUACUGACGUGACAAAGCAGAGGUAUGGCUUUAUCAAAAUACCCUAAAAACAGACUGUACACGACAAAAGAGGGUUCAUUUCUGGAUUCAGUUUCUACAGAAAGGCAAUUAUAGCCAUGAAAACAUUUGUUCAAAUAUGAGUUUUUAUAUAUUUUAAACAAACCGAGGAUUUUUUAGGAAACAGAUUUUUGUGUUAAUUUUUGUUGUACAUUUCAAGAUAACAGCAAGAUAACAGCAAUGAGCAAAGAGGCUGUAAAAAUUAAAUAUCUUUUUGUUUUUAAAUGAAUUAAUGACGUAAUAUGCCAUUGUACAGCCAUUUUGCAAACUUUAAAAAUAAAAUGUGGCUGUUUUGUCUUUUAUUUUACUUAUCUGAGGAAAGUGAAAUAAAAGCAAUCAGCAUUCUGCACUCAAA